Haemonchus placei is the source of this 351-nucleotide messenger RNA. The record is from the annotation of a GenBank genome assembly. NCBI's taxonomy places the organism in Eukaryota, Metazoa, Nematoda, Chromadorea, Rhabditida, Trichostrongylidae.
AUGAUGAGACAAGGGCACAAUUAUGGAACCGAUCAGGAAAGCGCCGAUACUUCACCGUGGGGUAUUUCGGAAUCGGAAACCGAACCCGAACUAGCAAUGUUGGACAAAGGUGCACCCGGAACACGUCCAAUUAUUCGAGUCCCUCCCCGAGGUCUUCGUCUCACAGAAGGUACCGACGCUAUCCUUCAAUCGAAUAUCGUUGGCAAUCCAAAACCGAAGAUUUACUGGCUCUUCAAUGGGAAUCCGAUUCGAAUCAGUGGACCACGAAUACAGAUGACCUUCCGAGGUGAGUCCUCAAAUCGUUCAGAACCUUCAGAAACAAUCAGAUCCAUUUAUAUGAAUUUAGAAUAG